Molecule: messenger RNA, 1218 nt
Organism: Durusdinium trenchii
Lineage: Eukaryota; Dinophyceae; Suessiales; Symbiodiniaceae
Source: the annotation of a GenBank genome assembly
AUGGUCUUCGAGAUCGGCAGAAGGUACAAGAUCUUGAAUCCAGACAAGCUACGAGGAAGUUACGGGAAGCUCAUCCACAUGCUGCAGGACAGUGUGAAGGGAGAAGUGGUCCGACAAUUGGAGUUUGAUUGUGUGGGUUCUGUGAAGACGGUGUGGACGGUGGUGAAAGGCAAUGGCCGGGCGGUGCAAAUGCUCCAGGAUCCUUUGCUGACCAUUGCCACCAAAGAGAUCUACACCGAUGGGAAGUCACGAGCUGAGGUUGCGCAAGAAAGCAAAGACAAAGCAGAAGCCUUGGUGGAGCUGAAGCACAAGUAUGCUGAGAAGCCUCCGGAAGGCACAGCUCCCCCAAAGCCUGCGGGUGAUCUAGCAGAAGCUCUUCGUGGUGGUCCGAAAAGGCCUGAGGUGGAGGGGCUCUUGACGGAGGAGCGGAUUGAAACCAUCGUGGCCUCCAUCAGCGACUAUUUUGCCUUUUUGAGGUUCAACAGAGAGCCUGUGGAGAGGAUGAUUGAGUUUCUCAGGCAAUACUUCGACCCCAAGGAACCUGGUAAAUGGAGUUUGGACAUCUCCAGAGGCCGUGGCGGCUCAUGCUUGUCGCACACCCACAAGACCCAGUACACAUUCGUGUUGCAGAGCCUACUCUUAUGGCGGGAGAUCAUGGGCAACAUGUUCUACUUGUGGCAGAUGACAGAGGAGGACUUGCUCGACGCGGAUUCCACGUAUCGACUCUGUGACACGGGGCAGGGGCUUAAUCGAGUCCAGCAUGCACCGCGAGUGUCAAGGGCUAUGCAUCAGAUCCUCCACAAGGUGCAGAGCGAAGUGGGCAACUGGGUGGGUCUUAGCGUCGUCCACCUUGGGGACCGAGAUGUCCCAAAUGCCCUCGUGUUUAUCGACAAGUACACACAAGUUCCUCGAAUCCUCGGGCCACUGGUGCGAACACUUGACAAGUUGCCAGAGGUGUAUGCCUCCUCACCGGCCAUCAAGAACUAUAUAGACAGCGAGUUCAGGGGCGUCGAGGUUGUACGGAUGGCAAUCAUGCAGGACUUCUUCAAGCACGGCUUUGACGGCAGUGGUGACGACGGUGGCUCUUGCGUGGAUGGCCGGCUCACUUCCUGCUGGAACUGGUGCUCAAAGAUUGAGAAGAAAGCGUACUUCCCAUGCUUCCUCUUGACAGGCUUCACUGGAUUUGAUGGAGGCUUCUCCACUGGCCUAGGCUCAUAG